AUGGAGAACUUCAUUCUGUAUGAAGAGAUUGGAAGAGGAAAUAAGACAGUUGUUUAUAAAGGAAGAAGAAAGGGGACAAUUAAUUUUGUUGCCAUUCUUUGCACUGAUAAAUGUGAGUUGGGCAAGGUUCGUCUGACUCAUGAAAUCAGACACAAGAAUAUAGUGACAUUUCACGAAUGGUAUGAAACAAGCAACCAUCUCUGGCUUGUAGUGGAAUUAUGCACAGGUGGUUCUCUAGAAUCUGUUAUUGCUCAAGAUGAACAUCUACCUGAAGAUGUAGUGAGAGAAUUUGGUGUUGAGUUGAUGACUGGUUUAUACCAUAUUCAUAAGCUUGGAAUUAUCUUUUGUGAACUGACGCCUGGAAAGAUUCUGCUGGAAGGGCCUGGCACUUUGAAAUUCAGUAAUUUUUGCUUGGCUAAAGUGGAUGGUGAAAACUUGGAAGAAUUUUUUGCUUUAAUUGGAUCUGAAGAAGGCGAAGGAGAUGUCAGUGAAAUCACUCCACAAAGAUACCUGAAAAAUAGAUUUCGAGGCUCUCCGUUAUACUCAGCUCCAGAAGCACUAAAGGGAGAAGACUUCUCCAAAGCCAGUGAUCUGUGGUCCUUGGGAUGCUUACUUUAUGAAAUGUUCUCAGGAAGACCACCAUUCUUCUCAGACAGCUUUUCUGAAUUAGUUGAAAAGAUUUUAUAUGAAGAUCCAUUGCCACCUAGACCAGAGGGUUCUGCUUUUUACAAACCUUCUGCUGAGUUCACUAGUUUGCUUGAUGGCUUGCUUCAAAAGGACCCUCAAAAAAGGCUGAAUUGGACAGACCUAUUGCAGCAUCCGUUCUGGAAAGGAUCCCUUAGCUAUUGUGGUGGUGAUUCUGCAGACAGCCAGGGCACAAGCUCAAGCAGUGAAGACACAGAGUCAUCUGUGUCUUGGAGUGCCAAAGAGCCAGUGGAUACUCAUAAAAAUCUAGAUAAUCUGUCAUCCUCAAAAGCAAAUAAUAAGCUACCAAGCAAUUCUUUCAAAAUAGUACAAACUCGGACUGAGUUGUGCCCAAAAAGUGCAGUUGAUGGUGAAUCAAAUGAAUCGAUAUUUCUUCUCAGUUCUCGUCCCACUCCUAGAACUAGCACUGCAGUAGAAGUAAGUGAUGCUACUACUGCUCCAAUCCAAAAUUCUCCACAAAGAGAUUCAUGCUUGAAAAAGGCUAAAAAUAUGUGCUCAAGUCAGCAGGAUAUGGAGUCAACAUUGAAAGAGCUUAUUUACACUGAAUCUGAUCUUAUCAUAACACCAAUCAUUGACAAUCCAAAGAUAAUGAAGCAAGUGCCACUUAGAUUUGAUUUGAAAACUUUACAUAUACCAACAUACUCGGCUGAGAAGUUAUCAUCUAUGAAAGACAUGGACUGGAAUGACUUCUUGCAACGAGUAUGUUCACUGCUUGAUUCCACUGAGAAGAAUGCAGGAGCAGCACGUUCUAAACUGAACUUACUCUACUAUCUGUGUACUGUGGCUGUCCACAAGGAAGUUGCAAGCAGGCUGAUUAGCUCUCAGCUGUUUCCUAUAUUGAUACAGCAGCUGCGUGCAGCCGCCAACUGGGAUAUACGUGCCAAAGUUGCUCGAGUGAUUGGUUUACUGGCAUUCCAUACAUCUGAACUUGGAGAAAAUGUACCUGUUUCUGAG
Messenger RNA from Fulmarus glacialis (Northern fulmar), 1659 nucleotides. It is a transcript of the gene ULK4, whose product is annotated as unc-51 like kinase 4. The record is from RefSeq and is a predicted model, not a curated record. Gene Ontology annotation, biological process: protein phosphorylation. Gene Ontology annotation, molecular function: protein kinase activity; ATP binding. The transcript has 17 exons. The annotation marks the transcript as partial. Lineage: Eukaryota; Metazoa; Chordata; Aves; Procellariiformes; Procellariidae.